GAGCAUAAUAAAAAAGAAUAGAAGCAGUUGUACUAAUUCCAGUCCUUCACCGCUGGAAGCAUCUCUAGUUAGUCAUUGACCUUCACCACUUGCAGCGGCAGCCUCCAAGUCGAACCUGCAGGCCAUCUGUCUCUGUCGCCAGCUUCCCCCAUGGUGGCGCCCCUCUAGUGAAGCUUCGAACCGACGAAGGAAGAGCUAGCAAGGGAUAAGUGGAGGCGGCCGUAUGAGCACAUACAAAUUGAAGCAGGGCAAUCUUCUAAAUGUACCAGGCUAAAUCUGGAACGGCCGGAAAAUUAUACUCCUAAUUUAAGUAUUAAAGUCAUCCAACUCCUAUUUAAAUACUCCGUAUAUUUUACUCCUAUUCAGAACCAUUUAUCUGUUCAGAAAUGUUCAUCGCUCACUGCCUUCUCCUCCACUGGAACGCUUAAUUAGCUGCCUCAAUCUCAACCGGUCAAGGUGCUCCUGUUAACUGAUGCUUGCCUUGAGAUGCUUUAUUACAAUAUUCACUGGAAGACCAGAACCUACUAAAUUAUCGGAGAAAUAUAUUGGAACCACCGUUGUUUGUGCUGCAAAAGAUCCUCGUUCUAGGUGCCCUCGUGUAUGGAAGAGUAAGAGGAGAAUAGGGACCAUUUCUAAAUCGCUCAAACUUGUAGAGUCGAUAAAGGGAUUAUCAAAUGUUAAGGAAGAAGUCUAUGGUAGUCUUGAUGCGUUUGUUGCCUGGGAAUUGGAGUUCCCAUUGGUCACAGUGAAAAAAGCUCUUAAGAUCCUUGAGCGUGAAAAGGAGUGGAAAAGAAUAAUACAAAUGACAAAGUGGAUGCUAAGCAAGGGUCAGGGGAGAACAAUGGGUAGCUAUUAUUCCUUGAUGAAUGCUUUGGCUGAAGACGGGAGGCUUGAAGAGGCUGAAGAGCUUUGGAAUAAGUUGCUUUCAGAGAACCUCGAAUGUCUCCCUCGCAUUUUCUUUGAGAAAAUGAUCUCUAUAUACUACCAGAAUAAAAUGCAUGGACAGAUGUUUGAGGUUUUUGCUGACAUGGAAGAACUCAAUGUCCGGCCAACCGUUAGCAUUGUCAAAAUGGUGGGAGAUGUAUUUGUAAAGUUGAAUAUGUUGGACAAGUAUAGAAAGUUGAAGAAAAAAUAUCCUCCACAAAAGUGGAAAUAUCGCUAUAUUAGGGGGAAAAGGAUCAAAAUAAGAGUAAAGGACACUAGUAACUAUGGCGACCCUGAGGCAAAGGAAUCUGAUACUGAAGGUUAUUCUGAGUUGGACGAGAAGUUGGAUGAAAACACAGAGGUUUGUGUAGAUAUGUUGGAUGAAGUUGAUCUGAAUCAGCUUGAUCAAGUUACACAUUCCUCAGUGCCUUCACAGUGAGGGUUUUCAGUUUGUGAUCUGAUGAUGACAAUAUAAUGGAAAUCGGUUAAUGGAACCCUAGAAUCUGAUCUCAUUCUUGAGCUCCACAUGUGGUUGGUUUUCUUUUGGCAAAAUUCUAACUGUUAAUUUUCACGAAGAUAGUCUUGCCUGGCAUGCAACAAAUGGGAGAAGAUGGUUUUGCAUCAAAUAGACUGUAUGAGUAUCACUAGCGCUGGCCCUUUGUCCCUAUAGUAUGUCAUUCUCAAUCCUUAAACCUGGCCCUUGGUCCUUCAACCUUCUCUCAACCGACAUCAACUUUCACAAAUUUGACACAUUCAAGUUGUUUGUGCUUCUUCUUUAAUGCAUUGGAAGAAAUACCAAUUGUGUAUGUAGAUAUAGAUGUAUGUGUGAUGUUAUAAACACUAGUCAGUGGCGGAUUGCAUAUGAAGGGGUGGAACUGGGCGAGUAAUUCACCCGGACUGGAAUAGCUCUAAUUGGGAUCGGAAAUACGUUGUGCAUUAGAUGUCCUUGAUAUCUGCUCGCGUACAUGCUUGCGAUUCUCUCAAAUUGGAAUGUGGUAUACUGGUAUGUAUUACUACGUAAAAAUCAAAAUGCUGUUUUUUACUAUGUUGUAAGAACCGGACCGGAGGGUGAUCCGGAUAAAGGGGGUGUUUGGAUCUGAUUCUUAAAACUGGUUCUUUGAAGGAGCAGAAGCAAAAGUUAGAGUGU
This is a messenger RNA of Cuscuta epithymum, 2071 nucleotides long. The record is from the annotation of a GenBank genome assembly. Lineage: Eukaryota; Viridiplantae; Streptophyta; Magnoliopsida; Solanales; Convolvulaceae.